Halteromyces radiatus is the source of this 2135-nucleotide messenger RNA. RefSeq lists its product as uncharacterized. Bases 221 to 2125 code for a protein of 634 amino acids. The transcript is spliced from 2 exons. The record is from RefSeq and is a predicted model, not a curated record. NCBI's taxonomy places the organism in Eukaryota, Fungi, Mucoromycota, Mucoromycetes, Mucorales, Cunninghamellaceae. Gene Ontology annotation, molecular function: protein binding.
GUAGGCAAUUAUUAUACUACUACAGUUAUUAUAUAUUUUUGUUGUACAUAUUCCUUUUCCAAUAAACUUACAUAGAAACUACUUUCCCCAUUCUAUAUUAUUGUAUUUGUUUUGACGUUACUUUGCAUCUUUACCUUAGUCAAAAGUUUGUGUAUAUCACCAAGAAGGUAACGAUUCACUUACAUAUAUACAUAGAUACUUACAAACUAGUCAGCCCUUUAUGAGUAGACAAUCGCCUUCUCCAUCAGUACAUUCUCUUCGUAAUGGAAUCAAUCGUGAGCAAUCUCUUUUACAAUUGAAUGGAUGCUCUCCAGUGAUUUACUCUCCUACACCUCGAACAACUACAGGGGAAUCUUUAGGUGCCUUGGUUGGUGCUUCUUUGACUGUAGUGGAUAAUACAAUAUAUACUUUUGCUGGAUUCGACCAAUAUACUGAUGAAGUUUACAACUCUCUUCACCAAUUGACAUUUAACGAUAAUCAAGAAGAAUGCAUUUGGAAACGCGUGGUAUAUACAAAGGGACGACCUCCUGCCAAACGAAAUGACCAUUCUGCAACCUUAUGGGGAAACAACAACAAACUUGUAAUUUAUGGUGGUAGUGCCGAAGAAGACGAAAAGUAUUACAAUGACAUUGCCAUCUUAGAUUUGAACACUAUGACAUGGGAAUAUCCAACUACUUUUGGUAAUCAGCCAGAAGGACGUAUUCGACACUCAGCAACUAUAUAUAACAACAAAUUGUACAUUGCAGGCGGUAUUAUCUCACCAUCAUCAGCAUCAUCAGUAUCAUCAUCAUCGGUUGGUGCUUCUAACUUGGGUCAAACAGGACAGCAACAACAUCCCGACACGCUUUUGAUACUCGAUCUUACGACAUGGAUUUGGCAGGAUCCAAUUCCUUUUGUAAAGCGAUCGCAACAUAUCACUUUUGUUUAUAACGACCGAUUGUAUCUUUUUGGUGGCCUACACGAAGACAUGACUCGAUCGAAUUAUUUAUCAUUUAUCGAUAUAUCGGAUGAUCCAUUCAAUGAUUCGACAGUGACUCAUAUUGAUAUCAAUUCACCUAAAGCACCUUCAUUGACUGCGCAACGGUUCCUUCAAAUUUGUGGCGAUAAACUUGUUGUUAUUGUUACACCAUCGAUUAGUCAACCAUCCUGUUUAUCCGAUGUAAUCAGUGGGGUAUGGACUCUAAAUUUGGAAUCUCUUCAAUGGCGAUGUCAUCAAGUUGGAACAUCCUUUGGCACUUGUCACUGGCAUAGCUUUGCAAUGGCAGAACAUAGUACUCAACUCUAUCUAUUUGGCACGGAGGACGAAUUACCCGAUGAAUAUUAUUCCAAGGUGAUCUGUUUGGAUCUCAAAGAACUUGGCAUUAUCCCUAUACCUCAACCUCAGCUUGGAACAGAUUUAGCUCAACUACUUCAACUGGAUUUUAUCAAGCCGGAUUUUAUACUUCGAUCAAGCAUUGAUUCAGAAGGGGAUGAUAUUUAUGUACACAAAUUGAUUUUGUUAGCACGAUGGCAUCAUUUUCACAACAGUAUGAAGGCAGCUUUGGAAUUGGAUGGAAAUCAAGUGAUGGAUAUGUUGACGUUACCUUAUUCAUUACCAGUGCUUCGUGGAUUUGUGGAUUACUUGUACAAGGACACGUUACAACAAUUACCUUUGAUGAUGAUAUGUGAUCUUUUGAUGAUGGCAAAUGAAUAUUCGAUGGAUCGACUCAUGGCACUUUGUGUACAACGACUCUAUAUGCAUAUGGAUGUGAACUCGGUCAGCAAAGUGUAUUACGUGGCACGACAGACAAAACAACAAGGAUUACAACAUCAGGCUCUUCAGUAUAUCUUUGAACAUUUUGGUGCUGUAUCUCAUAGUGAAGGAUUUAGAAAUCUACCUCGCGAUCUUUUGCUACAGAUUUUAGAUGAAAUGCCAAAAAACGCUGCUAUUGUUGCUCAUGGAGUGGUCCCAAUGAUGACUGGAUCCCUAUCCAAUGGUGUUGGUGGUUUUACAAUUAUGCAAACUCAAAGAAAUGGUAGUGAUUCUGGAUUAUAUCGACAACAACGAUAUGGAAUGACCUUUGAUGACGAUGGUGAUAACGGAGAAGAUGAUGAUGACGAUGCUGAUGAUGCCAUGGAAACAUGAUAUACGUGAU